AUGCCGCGCAAGACCUCUGCUGAGAUCAUCAUCGAUGCGAUCGUCGAGAAUGGCGACGCCCCCAUGGACCGUGCUGCCCUCCAGGACUUCUUCAUGGACCGAACCAACUCUUUUGUCGACUUUCGCAAGCUUUGGGAGUUCUACGAGGCCUUCAUUGGAGGUUACCAUAUCACCGCUAGAUCACUCAACACCAUGCGCUCCAAGGGGGGCAAGGCGUUCGCUGCAAAGAUAAAGGCUCGUCUCGACUCUGAGCCUGGUGUUGUCCCUGACCACCUCAUCGAGUUCUUCAGUAAACACCAGUACAUUUGGGACUCUUCCCUAGGAGAUGGAGACACCCAAGCUGAGCCUGGCCGUCUUCCCAAGGAGCUUCUUGACCAGCUCAAGAGGAUCUGCCCUGACCGCGAAAGCUUCCAGGGCCUCUUGAUGAAGCAGAUGACGGCUCAGUCCGUGCCGUCUGGUAUGGACACCGAAGUGGCAGCCAAGCUCAUGAGAGCUCGUGCCAAGGAAGUUGCAGAGGAAGCCUUUGGAAAGGACGAGUCGGUCACUGAUGGGCUCAUCGCCGCAGUCAAGAAGGGAUUCUGUCCUGGUUUUGAGGUGACCAAGGCUUUCCGCGGCUACGGCUUCGAGGUCAUUUUUCACCUCAUCACUACCUGUGGUGUCGGCCGAGACACGCUCAACGAGUGGAUGAUCUCGGGCAAGCAGACGCUUGGUCAAAACAUCAAGGCCGAGCUGGAGAAGAAGCAAGACACCAUUCCGGCCGAUCUCAUCUCCUGGUUGGAUGCGAACCAGUAUAUCUGGGCCCGCGGCAGCAUUGCCUACUCCGGCCAAACCAAUGCGUUUAUUCGCCACCCUGGCGUCAAGGUUGAUUUUCAGCGCUUUGUCAAGCCGGUCAAGCCCGAGGAACAUGCCAAGAUCAACCAAGAGAUGCAGGAGCUGGUAGACUCUUUCCACAACCUGAAGCCUGGUGAACCGGAAUUCGACCUGCAGGAGGAAAUUGAACGCAGGGCUAAGAAGUAUGGAUGCUACCAGGUGGCUAUGACUUAUCCCAAGAAGGGCGAGAUCAGUGAUGAGAAGGACAAAAUCGACACUGAGGGCAAAUAG
Messenger RNA from Colletotrichum chrysophilum, 1101 nucleotides. RefSeq lists its product as uncharacterized. Bases 1 to 1101 code for a protein of 366 amino acids. Lineage: Eukaryota; Fungi; Ascomycota; Sordariomycetes; Glomerellales; Glomerellaceae. The transcript has 2 exons. The record is from RefSeq and is a predicted model, not a curated record.